AUGCUGGAGACACCAUGUGACCUUUCAACAAAUGCCUACUUGAACUGGGACUUUGAAGUCCAAAAGGAUCCUCAUUUGAUUCAGUACAUCCGAGAUAAUUUUUUAAUCCACUCGGGUGGUUCUGGAAGGAUCCCUAAUCCUGACAUAAUACCUCAGCCAGUGCUCAAUGAUGAGUUUGAGGACCCAUCUGAAGGUUUCAUCAUCAAAACUACAUAUACAAAACCGGGAAAGUUUUUUGAAGGUGGUGCUCUGGAUGGUAAAGUAUUUUCCACUACUUAUUACUUGGAGAAGAGACUCGGCUGGUCAGGGAUCCUUGUAGAGGCAAAUCCCAGAAAAGAUCCUCUGUUAUCUGCGAAGAAGCAUUCGAGGUACAAUGUGUGGACUGCGCAUGCGUGUAUAUCUCCCCAGCCCACCCCAUGCCAGGGUAAAUUCACAGUUGAUGUUCAUAAGCUUAAGAAUGGAGAGGAUACGAUGACAUCGCACCCAAGCACCUAUUGGCAUGGAUCGAUCUGGUCCGAAGAAGACGAAGAUGAGGACAUCACAGAUCCAUCUACUGUUGAGAUAUACGAGGAAAAUGUCCCUUGCUUCCCAUUAUACUCCUUGUUAGCUGCGGCAAAUCUGACAAACCUGGACUUCUUCUCCCUUGAUGUGCAAGGUGUUGACGACUCAGGAUUAUUUGACCAGCAGGAAAAUUAUUUGAAAAUAAAUGCGUGGCUCAUCUGUGAAAGGUGGUGAGGCUGCAUGAGACAAAUAUCAACGUGGAUGGGGGACCUUGGUUUCAUUUAGCAAACUUCAUGCAAAGCAUGGGCUACUUCCAUCAUGAGCAACUCGUCUAUUAUCCCUCAGGAAGGAGAAAUGGACAAUAUUAUUUCUCUCUCCAAGAAUGAUGUGGUGUAAGAUGAGCACAAAAUGCAUGCUCAAUUAUUGGAAACUUGCAAUCUUUAUUUAAUCUGAAGGAAACUAUUAUCCAUAUUUGUCAGUGCCGAACUAAUAAAAGAAUGUAGAAAAAUGAUCAGCUCAGGCAAGGAAAACACCUUUUUUCCUGCAGGUUUUUUG
This is a messenger RNA of Notodromas monacha, 1056 nucleotides long. Lineage: Eukaryota; Metazoa; Arthropoda; Ostracoda; Podocopida; Cyprididae. The record is from the annotation of a GenBank genome assembly.